Molecule: messenger RNA, 1798 nt
Organism: Gekko japonicus
Lineage: Eukaryota; Metazoa; Chordata; Lepidosauria; Squamata; Gekkonidae
Product: atherin-like
Exons: 5
Coding region: 186-1232 (348 amino acids)
Molecular function (GO): protein binding; DNA binding
Source: RefSeq, a predicted model, not a curated record
GGCGCGUGCGACUGGGGGAAGGGAGGGAGGAGCUCGCGCUGCCCGGACCAGCCCGCGCGCCACCGCUUCCAGCAGCAGCAGCGUCUGCCGGGCGGAGGGUCCAGUUCGCGCCGUGCGAGCGAGGGCGGAGGCCAAGGCGGAGCGGCGGAGAGGGGCAGCGAAGCCCCGGGGGAGGCGGCAGCACUAUGGCCGGGCCCCCGCCGCCGCCCCCGGGCCAGGAGGCGCCCCGCUACCAGGAGUGGAUCCUGGACACCAUCGACUCGCUGCGCUCGCGCAAGGCGCGCCCGGACCUGGAGCGCAUCUGCCGCAUGGUGCGCCGGCGGCACGGCCCGGAGCCGGAGCGCACCCGCGCCGAGCUGGAAAAGCUCAUCCAGCAGCGCGCCGUGCUCCGCGUCAGCUACAAGGGAAGCAUCUCGUACCGCAACGCUGCGCGGGUCCAGCCGCCCCGGCGAGGCGGAGCGCCCGCCGCCAGCCCGGCGGCCCCGCAGCGGCCGAAGGCAGGUGAGGAGGCGAAAGGUGAGGAGGAGGAAGAAGAGGAGGAAGAAGAAGAGGAUGAAGUAUCCACCAUGUCUGAAGGCUCAGAGGUGGCCCAAGAGUAUGAGGCCAGCAACUACAGCCGAUCAGGGGUAGGCCAGGUGAACGGGGACUGUAAGGACAGCAAGCAUGGUGGGAAAGAGAUCCCACCCAGCAGUGCCCUCCCCAGAGACCUGCACUCCCUUGAGGAGCACUCCUUGAACAAAGGAUCCGAGCAUCCCCACCAUGAAGGAAGUGAGCGAUGUCAUACCAAGGCCUCUUGGCCUGGAGAAAGUGCCUGUCAGCAUCUGGGGGGCAGCAAGAAGGACGGCAGCACCUAUCAGCAGCCUGACAGAGCAGUGUCACCAGCUGUUGCAGGUAGUGAGCCUUCUGUACCCUCCUCUCCUGGGAGACCUGGCAUCCAUGCGGAUGGGAGACCCUUCAGCUGCAUCUCAGCGAAGGAGAAACCUUCUGAUCCUGUGGAAUGGACUGUCAGUGAUGUUGUGGAUUAUUUCACAGAAGCUGGGUUUGCUGAGCAAGCAUCUGCCUUUCAAGAGCAGGAGAUUGAUGGGAAGUCUCUGUUGCUGAUGCAGCGCACCGAUGUGUUGACAGGCUUGUCUAUCCGUCUGGGACCUGCGCUGAAGAUCUACGAGUAUCACAUCAAAGUGCUGCAGCAGUGUCACUUUGAGGAGGACGAGGGUGACUCCUUCAUGGGCUGAGGCGAAUGGGUACAGCUUGAAAAGGGGGGAGGGAUGGGGGACUCUGCCGGUCGCUACUGUCUCAGCCAUUUCAGCCUUCCUCUGCCUCCAUGCAAGCAAGACAUCAGCUGUGUGUGAGAAUGGCAAGAGCUUUGAUCGGACAUUGCAAGAGGAGGGGGGCAGUAAUGGUAACCCCAGCUUUGUGGCUUCUGUAUUCUGGUUGCCCAGAGAGAGAGAGCCAGGGUGGGAGGACUGCAAAACCCCUUCCUUCUCCCAUCCUGUGUGUGUUGUAAACCCCCCCCCCCCCAGCUUCUCACUUGCCAUAGUGCAUUGUCUGUUUUGGGAGAAGGGUGGAGAGAUGCAGUUCUGCUUCUCUCCACUCCCCAGCUCAAUUUAAUGGAGAUGACUUGUGCUUCAGCACCUCCCACCCCCUCCCACAGUAGCACUCGAUGGUCCCAGCUGCUCCCUCCCUUCUUGCCGUGAUGGGCAAGGCAACCUGCUGGAGGAGUCAGGAGGUUUUAAUCAAGUAUCUUUUUAUUCUCUUUUUCUGUUUGUUAGGCUUUUCUUCCAAUUUUCAUGGUUGUUGC